Molecule: messenger RNA, 1635 nt
Organism: Ascochyta rabiei
Lineage: Eukaryota; Fungi; Ascomycota; Dothideomycetes; Pleosporales; Didymellaceae
Exons: 2
Coding region: 1-1635 (544 amino acids)
Source: RefSeq, a predicted model, not a curated record
AUGUUCCCCAAGCGUCACGCAUUUGAGUACUCGUAUCUUCAAUGUGGAUUUCCGGUCAUUCCUGGUGGUGUGAAUGCCGACGGACGCGAUGUUGCGACCGGGACAGACCAAGAGCUAGGAAGUUGGUGGUUACGUGUAAGGGCAGCUGAUUACCUCACCAGAGGCAACAGGAAACUUGGGUUCUAUGGAAAAUUACAGACCUUCAUGAGGGACCAGAACAUCGAGGAUGCCGACUGGUCAUACGCCUAUUUGGUAACCGCCCCGCGCUUUUUCGGAUACUCCUUCAAUCCUGUAUCAUUCUGGUACAUCUAUAACCGAGAACAGCAACUCAAAAAGAUGAUUCUCGAAGUCAACAACACGUUCGGAGAGCGCCGCAUCUAUCUGCUGAACGGCACGAGCACAUCCAACCCUCCUCGGACGCCAGGAUCUACACAUGAGGAAGACGAUGGGCAAGAAGUACCUAUCGGCUCGAAAACGCGGUUCACCGAUCUCUGGGUAAAAGACUUCCACGUCUCGCCGUUCAAUUCCCGCAAAGGCUCGUAUGCGCUCAGGGCCCAGAACCCAUUUCCCUACGCAGGCUACGACACUCCUAUGAUCGACAAUACCAUUACAUUGAAGUCCUCGAAAGACCAUGCAAAGGUCGUAGCGCGCUUGAAUUGUGUCGGAAACCCGCUCGAUCCCGAAGAGCUUGGCUUGUUGGGUGCAUCUUGGUUCAUAAUGUCUUGGUGGGGGGUAGGCCUAGUGACUUUUCCACGAAUCCUGAAGGAAGCUUUCAACCUGUUCUACAAACGAGGUCUACAUGUGUGGUUCCGGCCAGAGGUACUCACACCCAGCCUGGGUCGACUACCAACUUCAUCAGAGAUAACCCUUCAUGGAAUAUUUUACAAUUACCUCAGUGGGCUCGUCAACGCAGCUCAGGACGACUUCCGUAUCAUAUUCCACACUACAAUUCCUGACUCACCAAAACAAACGAUCGAUAUUACUCGCUCCGCUAGAGGACAGGCAGUCAAGGAGUUCGAGAUCCGCGUUCUGACCCCUGAAUUCUACUCGCGUUUCGUCCACUACGCUUCCACACUGGAGGCAUUUGAUCAUGAAUGCAUUUUCACAGACGACAAGAACCGGACAUGCUGGGUAUCUCGCCCAGAGCUGCUUACGCAACUACUCGGCCAGUCCAUAUCAGAGUCAUCAAGGAGCUUUGUCCACCACAGCCGCGACCUUCUGAAUAGCUUGAAUUGGUCAUUGCUCAAGAAGCUACGUUGUGCCCCGGCCGAACCUGCAUACAAUGCGACUCCGAAACACCCCGACUUUCGUCUUGAAGAUAUCCGCGGUAUAGGGUUUUCGGAAAUGGACCUCUUUGUUAGAAGUCAGCGUGAGCAAAAGUAUGCUGGCGAAUACCGGAGGAUACUCGUUAAGCUGUUCUUAGCUCAGCGAUUUUGCUUGGGCUUUCCCCAAGUUAUCAGCUUGGCUGACUCCAUCUUGAGGGCACUGCUCUGCUAUCAUGCUGCAAGGCAAGUGUCGUGCUCGAGUGGAUCUGCCCCGCAUGCCUUGCUCGAGGGGGAACGGUGGCCGCUGUCGAGAGGUAUUUCGGCAGCGAUUGCGAGCCACUCGUAUGGGCUGCUAAAGGGCUAUCGUUGA